CGACUCAUUCUGGAUAGACUCUAAAUGAGACCCUGUUCUGCUGGAAAACUGAGCCCGGCUACCGUCCCAGAAAGAAGACAGAUCUCUGAGAAACAUGACACUGAUCUGGCCCUUGAGCUGGCUGAUGCCAUUGCUACACUUCAGUUAUGGAGGGAAUGGAGAGUUUGUCCAAACUUUAGUCGGGGAGAGACUCACCCUGAUUACACCAAAAAGAUUCCAGAGUGCAAACUCAUGCCUGCUCGUUAAAGUGUAUCCACGUGAAAGUCCUCAAAGUGGCCGAGUUCCUGUGGCCGAGUUAACAAAGAGUCAGUGGAAUCCAGUGCCGGAUUAUAAAGAUCGACUGACUCCAGGAGACGGUGUGGAGUUUAAAGAGGCCACGUACAAUGACAACGGAAAUUAUGAAAUUACCUGCAACAACAUCCGGAAGAUUAUUAUUCAGGUUGAGGUUCUAGUCCCGCAUGAGCUCCGUGUGUCAGCGGGAGAUUCUGUGAAGUUACCUUGUUACUUCAACACCAAAGCUCGAUCUGUAGAAGGUGUGCGGUGGGAACAAGGACAAGAACUGGUGAUGGAAAACUACUUUACGUCCAAUGAGCUGAAUUCUGGAGAAAAUUCAAAAGAAAGGUGAACAUGUCCCAGGAUGCCCGCCACAGAGGAGACCUGUCCCUCAGUAUUCACUCUGUGCAAAGUCUCGACCAGGGCCCGUUCUUUUGUAAAGUUAAAGUCCUGGGACGGGAGUGGUUCAGCGGGAAACCGGCUGUGGUCAAACUCUGGAUCUGGGAAACAACAAAUAAUGCCACCUAUGUUUCCACCUGCUUCUCAGGCAGCAACACUGUGAGUAGUAUCUCAUCCUCUCUCCUGUGGUGGACUCUGGCCAUUGCACUUUUUUUUGUAAUUGUGAUAAGCUAAUACUUGAGCACUUUCACUGACUCUCAGGUGUCUGCACUGGGGACACUUCCUUGGCUGGGUAGCCGUAAUUUUUGUUGACCGCAAGCUUUGUUUCCAUUUACUUAUUCUGCCAUAACCUGUUACGUCCAUCUAUGUCAAUCCAUGUUCGAUUCUCUCUGCUGCGCUGCUGAAUGCUCUGUGUAUCUGCAUGUUACACCCACAAAUGCAUAUCAGAUCUCAGCGUAUUUGUCCUCAAUAAACUCCCAGCGCGUCACAAAGCUACAGCCCAGGACCCACUCUGGCUCUCACCGCAGCCUCAAGGUUUGCUGAGGGAAGCCACUACAGCAGGGGUCCCCAACCUCUUUUGCACCACGGACCGGAAUAAUGUAGGUUUCAUUUUCACGGACCGGCCUUCUACAUGUGGCAGAUAAAUAUGGCAAAAAUAAGUCAAGUGCAUAAAAAAUACAACUCACCAAACCGCCGCAUCAGUGGGAGCCCUGCGCUUGUUUCUUCUGUCCUUCUUGCUCACGUUUGUUUCUCUUUAGUCUCCAUGUGCCAAAGCAGUUUUGAAGGUUUCAUUGCCUCAUUUGCUUUCCCUGCAUAUUACACAGAGCGGACUCUGCACGUGAUGGUGCUUUCUUUUGAC
Periophthalmus magnuspinnatus is the source of this 1531-nucleotide messenger RNA. RefSeq lists its product as uncharacterized. Lineage: Eukaryota; Metazoa; Chordata; Actinopteri; Gobiiformes; Gobiidae. The record is from RefSeq and is a predicted model, not a curated record. The coding region runs from base 95 to 625 and encodes 176 amino acids. The transcript is spliced from 5 exons.